Molecule: messenger RNA, 1044 nt
Organism: Folsomia candida
Lineage: Eukaryota; Metazoa; Arthropoda; Collembola; Entomobryomorpha; Isotomidae
Product: corrinoid adenosyltransferase
Exons: 6
Coding region: 227-1018 (263 amino acids)
Molecular function (GO): corrinoid adenosyltransferase activity
Source: RefSeq, a predicted model, not a curated record
GAGUGUUAUUGGCGGCAUGGGAAGCUACAUUUUCAGCACUUUUUCACUUUCUCUCUCUCUCUUUCUCUCUCCUUGUAUUUAAUUGACAAAUCGUAGAAAAAUAAUAUUUAACUUUCUGAUAUCUAAAUUUGUAACGUAAAUUAUCAGUUAUCAAGUGUUCAAAAGAUUCUUCUUGUUGAAAUACAAAAUAGACAGGUGACUGACAUUGCUGUUCGGAUUUUUCGACAUGGCCUGCAGAUGGUCAUCCAAGCUGAUCGAAAGCUGUAGAACCAAGUUAGGAUCUGAUCCACAUUUUGCUCGACAUAAGGCUCGAUUUAUGUCAGGCGACCGGUUAAGGAUGUCAAUCUCCCCUGGUUGGAUUCAAGCCCAAACGAUCAGUAGUUCUCAGAGCCGACAUGAGUUUAAGAUUUAUACUCGAACUGGUGACAAAGGAACAUCAGCCUUGUUCACGGGAGAAAGACGGCCGAAAAAUGACCUUAUUUUCAACGCAUUGGGCAGCACGGACGAACUUUCUUCUCACAUCGCCAUGGCCAGGGAAUACGCUCUGGAAGGGGACCAUUCUUACUGUGAACGUUUGCUCAGGAUUCAAUGCAUUUUACAGGAUAUCUCGGCCGUUAUCGCCACACCAAAGUCGUCUGCACGGGAAGCUCAUUUAAAGAAGGUCGGAUUCUCGGAGCGUCACGCCACUGAAUUGGAAGAAUGGAUUGAUGAGUACACGCACGAACUGCCUCCUCUGCAGAAUUUCAUUUUACCAGGUGGUGGAAAAGCUAGUGCAGCGCUUCAUGUAGCGAGAACUGUUUGUCGACGAGCAGAACGUUGUGUUUCUCCAUUGGUUCUUUCAGGAGAAAUAGAUACACAAGCACUCAUAUAUCUGAACAGGUUGUCGGAUUUCCUGUUUACCGCUGCUCGAUAUGCAGCAAAGCUAGAUAAUCGUCAAGAAGAAAUCUACAUCCGUUCCGACCUAGAAGAACCUCCAAAGAAAGAGAAAUCAAAACCACUAAAUCCUAGUAAAAAAUAGUCAUCUUCUAAGGUCAAAAACCAGGC